UACUCAUUGGAAAGGCUCUUGAGGCCUACAUGGCUAUGGACGAGGAGAGGGCUCACUCUUACCCGGACCUGAAGGCGGCGCUCCUGUCCAUGGCGUUGCCAUCCCGGGAGAACCCAGCAGAGACCUACCACCGCUUAAAGGGUCUCUACCGACGAUGGAUUCGUCCAGUGCAGCACACAAAGGAGCAGAUCGGUGAGCAGAUAAUUUUGGAGCAGCUUCUACGUGUCUUCCCUGCAGACAUCCGCACCUGGGUGAAGGAGCAUGAGCCCAUAGAUGGACUAGCUGCGGCCAAGCUAGCGCAACAGUACAUCAACGCACGAAGGGGAGGCCCAGCUUCAUACCAAGGUGGUCCCCGUCGUCAGCCUUCUUCCCAGCCCAGACCAGCAGCCAGAGCCAACCCACAUCUGCCGGGAGAACGCCGCUCUGCACCCAGCCAGCACAGUUCCAGUAAGGAGCUCAUCUGCUUUUACUGUCAGCAGGCAGGCCACAAAGCUUCUCUAUGCCCCAUCAGAAAAGCUAAACUGAGUGGUGCAUGCUACACUCCCCGUGCUGAGGAUGGAAGAGCUGUGGGAAGGUGGCAGCAUUUUAAAGACAUUACCAUCUAUGGUGAACCUGUGACUGCUCUGGUUGACUCGGUUAGCUUUCUGACGCUGGUCCAGAGGGAUUUAGUGCCAACGGGCAUUGUGGACUAUAGCAGACAGGAGGACAUUUUGUGCGUGCACGGGGACAGCCAUUCCUGCCCUACUGCUGAUCUGACUGUGGUAGUGGAUGAGCAACCCUAUUUGAUGACUGUGGGGGUGGUGGAAAAGCUGCCUGUAGCUGCCAUACUGGGAUGGGACUUACCGGUGCUACUUGAUGUGCUGCUGGAUGUGGAGGCCAAAGACAGUGACGGGGUUAAGGGCUUGUCCGGUCAGGUGAUCACCCGCGCCCAGGCCAGAGCGGGGGUGACGUCCGACCCAUGGCAGAGAAAGGGACCAGAUCCAGAACCCUUUUCAACCCUGGACAGCAGUUUGUUUGAGGGGGGCACAAAGGGCCCGAGGAAGUCUCGCUGCCAGCGGCGUUUUGAAAAGGGGCUUAAAACCAGGCAGCCAGACUGUAAAGAGGGACUAACAAAGGACAUAUGGAAGGUGCCUGGGGACAUUGGGGCCUUGCAAAGGGUGGAUGGGACUCUUAAGACAUUGUUCACCAAAGCAGUUGGGGGGCUGGAUAUGGCAAAGGAGGGAAAAGAAUGCUUUGUCAUUGACAAGGAUGUCCUGUAUGCACUGGCUGAUGGGGUCAAGCGUCUCGUGGUUCCUGGGUCAUGUCGACCAAUGAUAAUGCACCUGGCACACACCUUGCCUUGGUCUGGUCAUCUUGGUCGCAACAAAACCUAUCUGCGCCUAGCCUCCAGAUUCUAUUGGCCCUCCAUGUAUACAGAUGUCCAAACUUUCUGCAGAACCUGUCCCACCUGCCAGAAAACCUGCUAUGUCUGCCAAUCAGACCGUGCCUACCUCCAGCCUCUGCCCAUUAUCUCCACCCCUUUUAGGCGUAUAGCCAUGGACAUUGUUGGCCCGUUGGUGCGAAGCAGUAGAGGGCAUCAGUACAUUCUGGUGGUCUGUGAUUAUGCCACAAGGUUUCCUGAAGCCUUUCCUUUGUGCACUGUCACUGCCCCUGCUGUGCUGCGGUGUCUUGCCCAGCUGUUCUCCAGGGUUGGUGUUCCAGACGAGAUCAUAACAGACCAGGGGACAAACUUCACCUCCAGGCUCCUGCAGCUCUUCCAUCGACAGUUGGGCAUUGCAGUGAUCAAGACCACCCCAUACCACCCGCAGACUGAUGGGUUGGUUGAACGGUUCAACCAAACCCUGAAGAAGAUGCUGCAGAAGUUCGUCGCCGACACCGGACGGGACUGGGACCAGUGGUUGCCCUUCCUGUUUGCCUACAGGGAAGUCCCUCAAGCUUCCACUGGUUUCUCCCCGUUUGAGCUACUGUACGGCUGGGAUGUCCAGGGGCCGCUGGACCUGCUGCUAAAGACCUGGGAGGCUCCUGCAAGCUGUUCGCUGCUAACCCAGGGAAGACUUACCUGGUGGAGCACGUCACCGCCUGAAAGACAGGGGGCCGGUUCGCCAGAGGUCCUAUCGAGUGCCCCAACACCUGGUGGCAAAGCUCCUGAAGGAGGUGGAGGAGAUGCAGCGUCUGGGGGUAAUCGAGCCAUCGACGGCUCACUCCGCAUCUGCAUCGACUUCAGGAAGCUCAACGCAAUGUCGGAGUUCGAUGCCUACCCAAUGCCCCGGAUUGACGACCUACUGGAGAAGAUUGGCCAGGCCAGGUUCAUCACCACCCUGGACCUCUGCAAGGGCUACUGGCAGGUACCCCUAGAAGCAUCCAAUCGUCCCUACACUGCUUUCCAGACACCGGCCGGCCUCUUCCAGUUCACUGUGAUGCCCUUCGGCCUCCAUGGUGCACCUGCCACUUUCCAGAGACUGAUGGACUGCGUCCUGCAGGGGUGCGAGGACUGCAGUGCUGCUUACCUGGAUGAUGUGGUCAUCUUCAGUGACACCUGGGAGCAGCACCUGUGUCAUCUGGAGCGAGUCCUCGGCCAGAUCCAGCAGGCGGGUCUGACACUGAAUCCUGCCAAGUGCGAGGUCCGACCACAGGUGGACAAGGUCGAGGCCAUCCGCGGCUGCCCACGCCCACGCACGAAGAAGGAGGUGAGGUCCUUCUUGGGCUUGGCUGGCUGGUACAGGAGAUUUGUCCCGCAGUUCGCCACCAUCGCUGCUCCUCUGACAGCUCUGACAGCGAAGGACCAGAGGAACCCGGUCGCCUGGAAUGAGGACUGCGAGACCGCAUUCCAAACCCUCAAGGCCUGCUUGUGCUCUUCUCCAGUGCUGAGGAGUCCCGACUUCAGCCAGCGGUUCUUGGUCCAGACUGACGCUUCUGCCGUGGGACUGGGGGCAGUCCUGGCCCAGGGUGAUCCUGGGGAAGAACAACCGGUGCUGUACCUGAGCCGCAAGCUGCUGCCCCGUGAAACCAGGUACUCCACUGUGGAGAAGGAGGGCCUGGCCAUUAAAUGGGCCCUGGAGAGUCUGAGAUACUACCUGCUGGGGAGGGAAUUUGACUUGGAGACCGACCAUCGCGCUCUGAUCUGGAUGAACUUCAUGAAAGAUCAUAACAGCCGUCUCACUCGCUGGUACCUCUCCCUCCAGCCUUUCCAGUUCCAGAUCAGACAUCGAGCUGGCAAGACCAAUGUUGUGGCAGAUUAUCUCUCCAGGUUGCCGCACAUCGCCAACCUCGGGGAGGAGGGGGAUAAUGUGACGGGGCGCCCGUGAACGCUCCGUCAUGCCCUAACCGGCGUGCGUUUCUCUCUCUCUUGGCCGAAGAGAAAGCGCCCGUGCCGGGAGCGCACAGCGCGCAGCGCUCCCACUGUUCCUGCGGAGCCAUGCUCCAGUUAAAACUGUUCCUUGCAGGCCCGCACUUGUGUCCCGCGGUCAUGCACUCCCACAAACUUUUCCCCACUGUCCGAACUCUUUUCUUCACGCUAGGCGUUCGAGGGUGCACACUCGGCGCUGACGCAACACACACGUAUAUACACUUACCUGCUGCUGCUGCCUCUGGUUGCCUCCGGGCAUGGGCCAAACUGAGGCACUUCCUGGACACAUCAUAUAUAGCGCUUGGUGGCGCGCUUAAGAGGGUCAGGUGACCAUGGACUAUACCAUCGACAUUGUAUGAACUGAUAUUUUAUGAUUUAUUUUGGUUUGGGGGUAUUUGGCCAUCGCUGUAUGAAGGGCGAUUAGUGCCAUUUUUCUUUUAUGCGAAGUAUCAUUGAUUUUUGAAUUUAUGUUUGUUGUGUUGUCAAAUUUGACUGUACAAUGCUAUAAUUUGGUAAUUGGUUUGCCCGGGGGAGGGGCUAAGAAUAUAUAAGGGGGAGCUCUGCUCAUUUAGGUUGGUUGGGUUUUUGGUCGUGGCUAAGUAACAAUGUGGGUGACAAACUGCCAGUGUGAAACCUGUCGUGUAAAUACCUUUUUUUUGUUAUUAGGGUUUUUUCCCCACUCCUGUACUGUAAAUAUUUUUGCCACUCUUGUUUGGGGGAACUUGGUGUGAAUAAAAAAUCACCACGCUGAAGUUUCUCGUCGUCUGAGCCAUCAUUGAAAGCGAACCCGCGACAAGCUGCGUUGAUGGAACACCCCUCUGGUCACAUGGUUUUGCUCGUUUAUGAUUUGGGUUGUAGGUUUAAGGACUGCCUUGCAUUAUUAAUUAGCUUAUGGGAUUGUGUACUUGGGUUCAUACUCGUGUAUUCUUAAAUGGGUUAAUGUAUGCUGGGUUUUACUGAGAGUAUUGUGUUUUCUUCAGCAAAACCAUGAGGUGUGAUGGAGAGCGGCUCUGUUUUAUGAAAGGGGAACUGGCCUAGUGCCCAGAGGGAGAAAGAAAAAGAAGAAAAACCAGUGAAAACAGACCAGGUCUGGUUGCUAUCCAGAAUUCUGUAUUUAAGGUACUGUACCCCAACCUGCAUGAAAUGCCAAUGGAAGAUGCUGGUCCCUUUGCCCCCCUGAAUGCAGUAUAAAUGUUGAGUGAUUUUGGUUUUGGCAGCUUUUUCAAUUUCACCAAUGUAUACAUUCUAUCAUAUGAAUCAGAUUUGUGAUGUCCGGUUUCCACUUUGCAUGCAGGGGAGCUCCUUGUCCUGGGUACCUGUUGAUUAUAUAUGGGGAAUACUGGAGCAGUUAUUUGUCAAUCUUCUUGUUGUGGUGAUUGAAUCGGGAUGGUGGGAGUUGAGAACCUCCAGGAAUUCCUAAAAAUGCAGCGACUGAGCUCGCCACCGUCCAAAGUUGUUAUCAAGAAUCGAACUGCCAAUCUUCUGAUUAGUGGAUGACCCACUCUACAUCCUGAACCACAGCUGCCCAAUGUUGUGUAACCUGGCAUGCGGCAUGGGAGCUCCUUCCCCUGUAGAGGCCAGUCACUGGUGGUAUCUCUGACAGCAGUUACAGUGUUGGAGAUGUCAUUAAACAUGACAAAUCUGUCCACAACUUGGGAAACAACAUCAUGGAGUUAGCUCCUUUUCACGUCUGGUGAACCAGUCCUAAUGUGGUCGGGGAUGAAGCCCUCUGGGACAUCUGCAGAGACAUAUUUUAAUAAAAAAUGUGAUGAUGACAAAUGCAUAUUUGUGGAUGAAAAACACAUGACAAAAGAGCUAUGAAAUUUAAACAACAUUGUAAAAAUAAUUCAGAUACCUUGUAAAACAAUUGCAGUGAUAUUUUCAAAUUUUAGAACAAUUUCUUGCAAACAUUACACAAUUUCAAGUAUUUCAGAUCUGGUGGCUCUGUUAUGCUUGGGGGGCAAUUUGCUGCCAUGGUUUGGGUCCACUUGUCCCCUCAG
Molecule: messenger RNA, 5346 nt
Organism: Thunnus maccoyii (southern bluefin tuna)
Lineage: Eukaryota; Metazoa; Chordata; Actinopteri; Scombriformes; Scombridae
Exons: 5
Coding region: 30-3305 (1091 amino acids)
Biological process (GO): DNA integration
Molecular function (GO): nucleic acid binding
Source: RefSeq, a predicted model, not a curated record